This is a messenger RNA of Enterobius vermicularis (human pinworm), 1335 nucleotides long. The record is from the annotation of a GenBank genome assembly. NCBI's taxonomy places the organism in Eukaryota, Metazoa, Nematoda, Chromadorea, Rhabditida, Oxyuridae.
AUGGAAAAUAAUAACAAUGAAGAUCAUUUGACGAACAGUUCAGCUUCAGUGAAGGUAUCAGACGUAUUUUUAAAUCAACUUUUUUGUGCAUUGCUUUCGAAAACAUUAGACAACCUUAAUGUGCAUAUUUCAGAUGAAAAAUCAUUACUGACUUUGGUAGUUGCAAUUGCUGCACUGUUUGCGAACUUUAUUGUCGUUACAUUGGUGAAUCACUAUGGAAUUCGUCUAAUUUUCACUAUUCUUGGACUUUUGUCUGCUAUUGCUACAUGGUUUAUACCAACUGCAAUUCGGCUUGGAUUUUAUUAUUUGCUUGGUGCACGAUUUGUACAAGGAAUUGCUUUUGCAGCAAAUUUUCCAGUGAUCGGAGGUUUUUGUGCCAGAUGGGCAUAUUAUAAACAAAGUGGUUUGUUCGUUUCUGUUUUGGUGGCCUAUGUUCAACUUUCACCAGCAAUUACCAUGCCUGUUUCGGGCUUUCUUUGUCAAAAAAGUGGCUGGCCAUUGGUCUUUUAUGUGCACGGCACCUUCACCUUUGUCCUCUUUCUAUUCUACUGGCUUUUCUAUCGAAACAAUCCUCAAAAACAUCCUAUGGUUGGAGAUAAAGAAGUUAAUAAGAUUCGGAAGGGAAAAGUUGAAGCAAGUUCCGAUAGAUGCAGUAAAAAAGACCUGAAAAGGAUUCCAUAUGUUGCAAUCUUGAAAACUCCAGCUGUUUGGGCAAUUUGGUUGGCGGCUGUAGGUAAUUUCACCUGCGUAAAUUUGAUGUUCUUAUUUUCGCCAAUUUAUAUCAACCAAAUUCUUGGAUAUGAAGUGUCAAAAACUGGUUUAAAUGCUGCCUUGGCACCGAUUGCUCAGUUUGCAGUAAAAAUGACAAGCGGAAUGGUAUCAGACAAGAUUAAAUGCCUCUCUGAAACCAGUAAACUUCGUUUGUUCAAUUCGAUCGCAUUUUUCGGUGCAGCAAUAUUUCUGUUUAUACUAUCGGUGCUAGAUGUUUCAAAUAUGGGAUUAUGUUUAAUUGUAAUGGGAAUUGGCACUGGUCUUCUUGGCGCAACAACUGGUGGAUUUUUUAAAGCAGCUCCAUUAAUUUCAAAGCAGCAUAGUCACUUUGUAACUGGAAACAUAUCGUUGGGCCUUACAGUAACCAUGUUAUUUGUGCCAAUAAUGAUGAACGUUUUGGCACCAAACAACACUGCCUCAGAAUGGGCAACCGUUUUUGUGGUUAUUGCCAUCUGUUUGGUACUGACAAACAUCAUAUUUUGUUCGUUUGUCAGUGGAGAACCCUGUGAAUGGACAACCGAAGAAUACACCAAAUUACUAAAGCCAACCAACCUAAUUACGUAA